AUGGGCGCCAACUACGACCUCACGCCCGCCGCGCACGGCGACAACAUCACCGCCUCCACCAUCGCCACGCUCGACGUGCCCGACGCGGUGGAGCCGUCAGCUGACCGCGGCUGGCUGAUCAACCCCGCGGACUGCCCUGCGUGGGCGAUCGUCCUCGCCAUCGUCCCCGCCCUCAUCCUGACCGUCCUCUUCUUCUUCGACCACAACGUCUCCUCUCUCCUCGCGCAGGCGCCCGAGUAG
Messenger RNA from Emiliania huxleyi CCMP1516, 240 nucleotides. RefSeq lists its product as hypothetical. The record is from RefSeq and is a predicted model, not a curated record. NCBI's taxonomy places the organism in Eukaryota, Haptophyta, Isochrysidales, Noelaerhabdaceae. Gene Ontology annotation, cellular component: plasma membrane. The coding region runs from base 1 to 240 and encodes 79 amino acids. The transcript has a single exon. Gene Ontology annotation, molecular function: solute:inorganic anion antiporter activity. Gene Ontology annotation, biological process: transmembrane transport; monoatomic anion transport; monoatomic ion homeostasis.